GGUGUGUGCAUUGAAAGAGAAAGACAGAGCGAGAGAGAGAGAGACUUGCAGGCGACUUGUUUACUGAGGAUAUUAGAUUUCUCUAUUCAUCGUCGUUAGUUCUUUCUCCUCUCUUCCAGCUCUCAGAGGACGUCUGAUGUGCUGUCAAUCCCCGUUGUAGCCUCUCACUCUCGUUUUGUCUGGCCGUGGACACCGACUGGACAGCCGUGAUCUGUUCGAAACGGGGCCGGUACAUUACCACACCUUUAUUGUGCGUUGAAGCCACUGUCUGAAUAGCGAAGGCACUACCCGCGAACCGAAUAAUUCCUGAAUGGUUCAGUUGGGACUGUUUUUUACGAGUAUUUUCGUUCGUAUUUUUAUGUUCGGCAUUUUUCUCCAGAAUAAGUCUGUUUUAGAAGAUCAAGACAAGUGAAUGGCUAUACCAAUAUCAGUGGUACUGUAAACCAAGUCAUAGCCCAGAGGAGACCCUAACAUCAUUCGAUUGUGGCUUUCUUGGACCUUACUUUUUGUGAGUAGAUUGUGGGAUAAUAUUUUUUUUUUCUCCCACGGAUCUUUGGAUUAGCAGAACUGUUGAAUUGAUACAGGCUAAUACACGUAAUACUCACCGAGAAGAAAGAUGGGGAAGAGUGUCUAGUAUCGCCAGGAGAGGAAUGCCCCAGACUGUGUGCCCAGCAGCAGGCACCAUGUUCACCCCCAGUGGCUUCAGCCCCCACCUGGCCUCCACCUGCUCUGAGGCUGACCCGGUGAUUGAGGAUGAAGGGGGCCCUCAAGAGGCCCGGGGGCCUGGGGCUUGCCUGGCCGAAGGACCCCCAAUCACCUCCGCCUCCCUGGACACUCUCAUCCAGCACCUUGUGCCCACCACAGACUACUACCCAGAGAAAGCCUAUGUGUUUACGUUCCUGCUGAGUGCUCGUCUGUUCAUCUCUCCACCUGAGCUACUAGCCAGACUCUGUGAGACCUGCAUCAAACAACAGCAGCUGGACCAGAGUCCACUGGACAUGGCUAAAGUGAGGAAGUUUGGUCCCAAGAUCCUGCAGCUGCUAACAGAGUGGACAGAGACGUUCCCCACAGACUUCAGAGAGGAGAAGAUGGUGGGCCUGUUCAAAGACAUUAUCCACAGGAUAGCACCCUGUGAUGAGGCGUACUGGAAGACACUGAGUCAGGUCCUGCAGACCCUGAACCAGAAGCUUGCAGCCAUCGCCCAGGGAGAGGAGUGCAUCGUCAAAGUGAAUGCCUCCUCGGUAUCCUCAAUCUCUGACAAGCUGGUGGCCUUCAAGACCAAGUCUCCACCCAUUCAGAAGGAAAUGCUGUCUAUCUGCAACGACCCUUACACACUUGCACAGCAACUCACCUAUAUAGAACUGGAACACCUGAGUCACAUCGGCCCUGAAGAGUUUGUACAAGCCUUUGUUCAGAAAGACAAACUGGAUAGCACUCAGCCGUGUUUCAGUGAGCAGAAGAAGAAGACCACUAACUUGGAGGCUUAUGUCAGGUGGUUCAACAGGCUGUGCUACCUGGUGGCCACUGAGAUCUGCAUGCCUGCUAAGAAGAAGCAGAGGGCCCAGGUGAUUGAAUUCUUCAUCGAUGUGGCCAGAGAGUGCUUCAACAUCGGCAACUUCAACUCCCUCAUGGCCAUCAUCUCUGGUAUGAAUAUGAGUCCUGUGUCUCGGCUGAAGAAGACCUGGGGGAAAGCCAAGACUGCCAAGUUCUUCAUUCUGGAGCAUCAGAUGGACCCUACUGGAAACUUCUACAACUACAGAACAGCACUGAGGGGAGCUGCCCACAGGUCCCAGACUGCUAAUAGCAACAGGGAGAAGAUUGUGAUUCCCUUCUUCAGCCUACUGAUCAAAGAUAUCUACUUCCUGAAUGAGGGAUGUGCCAACCGCUUGCCCAAUGGCCAUGUUCAUUUUGCGAAAUUUGUGGAGUUGGCUCGUCAGGUGGGCGAGUUUAUGACGUGGAAACAGAUGGAGUGUCCAUUUGAGACAGACAGGAGCAUCCUACACUACCUCCACACUGCUCCCAUCUUCAGUGAGGAUGGACUCUAUCUGGCAUCCUAUGAGAGUGAGAGUCCAGAGAACCAGGUGGAGAAGGACAGAUGGAAAGCACUCAGAUCUAAUAUUCUGGGGAAGACAAAAGAGUUAAAAGAGCUAAGAGAGCACCAUGGCAGCUAACCCUCAGGCCAGCCCAGCGAGGGAGGGAGUCGGUGUACUGCACUACAACAAACUGUGAAGGAGCCUAGCUGGUACUUAGGUGUUUUUCUACACAUGAAGAAUAGAAAUGAGGAAACAAUCAUGAUGAACAGGAUUCAUCACCAACAUGACCAGUAAAAACAAGAAAAGAAGAACAAACGUCAACAAGCGGUGAAAAGUGAAGCUAUCAUGGACACUGACUGGAGUAUAAAGGCCAUGGUUUGACUAUUGUACAUUGGCUACAUUGGGUACUGUAUGUUAGUGAGGGAUAGAUCUAUCCCUCCAUCUUGUUGCAUAUUUACUCUUUGGGCUCAUGUUUGCUACCAGAGUGUUCAGUUACAGUGACAGGGAAAUCUACUGCUUUUUUAAAUGAAAUUCCUACUGAAAUUGUUGUUAUAUUAUCGUAUUUCUCUAUCCUUUCUUUCACUCCCCCACUUCCUCACUCCCCUUCUCUCUCACACCUACACCUUAUUUUUGUCGUGAAAGUUUUCUAUUGUACUGUAAGAAUCUGGUAAAAGUAAGAGUUACUAUGAUGUGAAGGGCACUGGCUUGCCCACUUACUGGCUUGCCCACUUACUGGCUUGCCCACUUACUGGCUUGCCCACUUACUGGCUUGCCCACUUACUGGCUUGCCCACUUACUGGCUUGCCCACUUACUGGCUUGCCCACUUACUGGCUUGCCCACUUACUGGCUUGCCCACUUACUGGCUUGCCCACUUACUGGCUUGCCCACUUGUGUUUGGUCCUCGAAAGUCUACUAAUGAUGACUACUAUUGAGUACUUGCAUUGACUGGAGAAGCCUACAGCAUUAUAUCAUUCCACAUACAGUACAUAAAUACAUAGACUAUAUAGUGUGUGUCUGCAGGGCUGGCUCCAGGCAUAAGCGGAUGCUUAGGGCACGCGGUCGCUAGGGGGCCCCUGGCCAAAACAUUUUGAUAAUUUUUUUGGAACUCCAUCGGGGUCUCAACUUUCUAUUGGGAGUUAAACUAGUAUAAUACACCAGGUGUGAUUUAGAAAUGUGGUUGUGCAUCAACAGUGUUUCUCUUGUUAUGUCAGUCACUCAAUUACCUAACAAUUAGCCAUCCAAAAGUUUUGAUUGGUAGUAAGUCUAGCCAGCUAUCUAAACUUGUAAUAAUCAUGGCUGAAUAAUGACCGGGCAUGUGCCCAGAGGCCCUGAUCUCCAGGGGACCUCCACUGAUUUUGUUAGUCAUUAUCACUCAGAUAUCAUAUUAACAUGUCAUAAGUCAUGGCAAAAUAUGUAGAAUUGCAGGAAAUUUGCUUUAAAACUGCUAACCUUUCUCUCCACCACAUUGGAAAAUGGGUAGAAUUGCAUGAAAUUAGGUGUAAGACUGUAAAUGUUUUCACUGCGCCAUACUCAAAAUGAGUAUAAUUGCAUUAAAUGUGUUGUAAAAUUGCACAAUUUUCUCUCCGCCCCAUGGUAAAAUGUGUAUAAUUGCAGGAAAUUAAAUUCAAAGCAGACAUUUUCUCUCUGCCAUCAAGAGGGGAGCCACUAAAAUGUUUUGCCUCUCUCUUAGGGCCCCCAAAAGGCUAGAUUCAGUUGUGUGUGUGUGUGCGCGCGUAUGCGUGUGUAUAAUUCCCUCAUAUCAUUACAUUUGGAUGAGUUGUCAACUAUUGUGAAAUCAACAAAAAAUGUCACCAUGUCAUUGGAUUUAGGUUAAAGGUCAGGAGAAAAAAAUACGAAAUGCCCUAACGUUGAUUAAAUCCAAUGAGUUUUCCACGUUGAUUCAACAUCAUCACAUAGAUUUUUUUUUGAUUGAAAUGCUGUGGAAGCAACGUUGAUUCAACCAUUUUUUGCACAGUGGGCAGGGUAUUCUCAUCGCCAUGUAUUAAUCUACUGUACCUGUACAUUUUAGGAUUGGGGGUUUGGGAUAUCAGUGUUGUUUACUCCUAUGUGAAAAUGAAUUGUGCCAUGAAAACGACAGCAAAACAAUCAAUCAUGUCCAGAGCCAGGCCUGUGUAUAGAUUGUGUAUAUAUGACUACUUUUCCCAUGUAGCCCCUGACAUCUUUCUGCUCUCCAGGAAGUAGUCUCUCUCUGACUGAUGUUCAGUUGUCUGAUAUUUAUGGAGAUUUCUGUAAUGACAGAUGUAUUUGGUUUUGUUUUGUUAUUAUUUUAUUGUAUUCCUCUAUUGAAAACAAAGUCUUCUAAAUGGCAUGCUAAAGACAGUGUUUUAAAGGGGCAUUAUAUGUAGGGUUCCACCAAUGAAAUACUGGAGGGAUUAUAGACCACUUUGGAAUAUGAGCUAUGUGAUUCCAUGUUGUUAAGAGACAGUUCUGAUUCAUUUUCAUAUGAUUGAUGUUCAAGUGAUGCAUUUAUAGCCCUUUCCUUCUUUAAACAACAAUCUCUCGCUCACUCCUCUCUCUCUCUCUCUCUCUCUCUCUCUCUCUCUCUCUCUCUCUCUCUCUCUCAGUUUUGAAAUAGUCAUUUAACUCUUCCCCUACCCAGUUUCCUACACCCAUGUCAUGCCACACUGUGUGCUGUCCUGUAGGAUCAGGAGUUAUCCAAGGUAGUUGUUUUCAGUGCAGUGUUUUCAGUGAAGUGUGUGUGCGCGUGUGACACCCUGAAGCAGGCAGAUCACUGAUACCAUUUUAUUUACUGGUCAGAUUACAAGAUUCUGACUUAAAUAAAUGGCUUUUAAUAAAAUGUAACCCUGCUCAAUGUGUUGAUUUCAUAGUACUGUAGGUCCAUAGGCCUCAUCUACAUUGAAGUGUUAUAAAAAUCCAAAUGUUCAACGUGUUAUGCACCCAGAUCUACAGGAGGGCAUGUUGUGAUGACACCAUUUUAGUAGCUACUAUUGCCCAUGGAGUGAAAUAAUGUUCAUCACUUCACACAUAUGUUCAAAAUAAGGAACU
This is a messenger RNA of Oncorhynchus tshawytscha (Chinook salmon), 5061 nucleotides long. Its product is annotated as ras-GEF domain-containing family member 1C. Gene Ontology annotation, biological process: Ras protein signal transduction; positive regulation of GTPase activity. The transcript is spliced from 14 exons. Gene Ontology annotation, cellular component: plasma membrane. Bases 651 to 2171 code for a protein of 506 amino acids. Gene Ontology annotation, molecular function: guanyl-nucleotide exchange factor activity. NCBI's taxonomy places the organism in Eukaryota, Metazoa, Chordata, Actinopteri, Salmoniformes, Salmonidae. The record is from RefSeq and is a predicted model, not a curated record.